AUGGCCAUGGCGAAUCAAGGACAAUCAUCAAACAGCAAAGAGGGAAAGAUACAAUGGACCAAUAGUAUGGUUCAUAUUUUUCUUGAAGUAUAUGAAACUGAGAUGGAACAUAUUAGUUGGCGUACUGGUCCUCUCAAGAAAGAGAGUAAAACGAGAAUUAUAAAUACAUUUCGAGAAGCAACAGGUCAAAACUCUGAAUGGAAUUCACUAAAAAAUAAAUAUUACGCUAUUAAAAAAAGUUAUGAUAUUUAUCGUCGACUGCGACGUAUGACGGGAGUCAAAGUUAAUGAAACUACACAAGCUAUUGAAAUGUAUGAUGAAUGGUGGCGUGAUCGUAUUCAGGAAAUACCUGAUGCUGUAAAACUCCGGACACACCCCCUUACCAACCUCGAUAUAUUGGAUCGACUUUUUGGCAACAAACACAUUUCUACUGAUGAUGGAUAUUAUCCAGGUUCUGGAGUGGAUCAACAUACCGAGUCAGAAACAGUUACAGAGAAUGAAUCUGAAACAGUCAAUCUAAGAGAUGAUUCUGACGCGCCUUCACCAAACCUAAAUGAAACACCGUCUUCCCACAAUCAAAUUUCAAAUGGGUGUACGGAAACACUGCACGUACUUCAUCUUCAGCACGUAAACGAGGAACGGCGAAAGCUUCGUAUGACUUCGUGA
Molecule: messenger RNA, 666 nt
Organism: Thlaspi arvense
Lineage: Eukaryota; Viridiplantae; Streptophyta; Magnoliopsida; Brassicales; Brassicaceae
Source: the annotation of a GenBank genome assembly